Baudoinia panamericana UAMH 10762 is the source of this 1494-nucleotide messenger RNA. RefSeq lists its product as uncharacterized. NCBI's taxonomy places the organism in Eukaryota, Fungi, Ascomycota, Dothideomycetes, Mycosphaerellales, Teratosphaeriaceae. Gene Ontology annotation, cellular component: glutamyl-tRNA(Gln) amidotransferase complex; mitochondrion. The record is from RefSeq and is a predicted model, not a curated record. The annotation marks the transcript as partial. Gene Ontology annotation, biological process: mitochondrial translation; glutaminyl-tRNAGln biosynthesis via transamidation. Gene Ontology annotation, molecular function: glutaminyl-tRNA synthase (glutamine-hydrolyzing) activity. The transcript has a single exon.
UGCUACUUUAUUAACUGACAACGACGAAAUAUGUAAUGCACUCAGCGCGCUUCUGCAGUCCCCUCGCACGCAGAAGUAGGCGCACAGUCAAACUAUACCAUGCAACGGCACAUAAGCGACGACAACAUGCCCUGAACGCCAUCGUCAGCGAAGGCGCCAAUGGCUCCCCCGAACUCUCCACCGGCGCAUUGGUUGGUAAGAAGAUCGCCGUGAAAGACAACAUCGUCGCCAAGGAUCUUCCCACAACCGCAGCCUCGAAGAUCCUGUCCGGCUACCAGUCUCCCUUCGACGCGACGGUCGUCAGACUCCUGCGCGAACAUGGCGCUUCCAUCACCUCAAAAACGAACCUGGACGAGUUCGGGAUGGGGUCACAUUCCCAACACUCAGCCCACGGAGCGGUAUUGAGUCCAUUCAGCCGAGGGGGCGUCCCACUCAGCCCGGGCGGAAGCAGCGGAGGAAGUGCCGUGACCGUCGCAUCUGGAGAUUGCUGGGCAGCGCUCGGGACGGAUACCGGAGGUUCUGUGCGCUUGCCUGCUGCUUAUACGGGCGUGGUGGGGUUUAAACCGAGUUAUGGACUACUGUCCAGGUGGGGCGUGAUCCAGUAUGCGAACUCGCUGGAUACGGUGGGUAUACUGGCGGGGAAUGUGGGGGUGGUGAGGGAGGUGUUUGGGGUGUUGGAUGUGUAUGAUGCGAUGGACCCGACUUCGCUGUCAAGCUCUACACGGAGACGUGUCGCGUUGAACGCUGGUAUGCGAACGGAAACCUUACGGAUCGGCAUACCCGUCGAAUACAACAUCCAAGAGCUCUCCCCGACCGUCCGAGGCGCUUACGUCCGUGCAUUGCAACAUCUCCGAUCAGUCGGUCAUACGCUGCAUCCCGUCUCCCUACCCAGCACCCGACAAGCACUAUCAACCUACUACGUCCUCGCGCCCGCCGAAGCCUCCUCGAACUUAGCCAAAUACGACGGCAUCCGCUAUGGCCAUCGCACCUUUGGCCCAGACGCUCGCCCAAAGGAAGGCUUGCCACUUUACACGCCCACCCGCGGCGAAGGCUUUGGGGAUGAGGUCAAACGACGCAUCCUGCUCGGUGCGUACACGCUGAGCUCGGGCGCAAUUGAUAACUACUUCAUCCAGGCGCAGAAGGUACGGAGGCUGGUGCAGAGGGAUUUCGAUAAAGCCUUCUCCCUGCGCAAUCCACUUUUGGACGCACCGACAACGACGGAAAGCGGCGAUGAGAUUGCUGGCGUGGACGUUCUCAUCACGCCUACAGCGCCCACUCUGCCACCUACCGUGGAGGAAGUGCGCAGGCAGUCACCGGUGGAGAGUUAUAUGAACGACGUCUUCACCGUUCCGGCGAGUUUGGCCGGACUGCCCGCGGUCAGUGUACCUGUGCGGCUGUCCGACGAGGAGAGGGCGGGGAUGGAGGAGACGGAUGUGAGGAGUGUUGGUUUGCAGGUUAUUGGGCAGUUUGGGGACGAUGAGCGGGUGCUGCGGG